UGGCGCUUGUCAGCCGCGCGCCUGUAAAAGUAGCAUCCCUCAUAUCCUCUCUGAAACAGCCUCGAAGGUGGAGGAGCUUGGUUGCAGCCGUCUAACGGGGCCAAUACACAGCUCUCUUUCUCUCUCUCUCUCUCUGCCCAUCUGCAUACAGUUCGAACAAAGGUGUAGACUCUUUCUCUGUUGGGUUGUGAUGGCUUCCUUGAGGGUGUUAGAAAUUUAUUAGACAUCUCCCACUCACAAACCGUUUUAUAUCAUGGCUCGUAAGGGAAACCAACAAAAGAAUGGCUUAGAUCGCAAUGCAUCACACCACAAAUUUACAGUUUCAGAUUCGGUAGGUGGACCCUUACCAGAGAAAAAACAUAAGGCAAAAGCACAUGAAGGAAAAACUGUUGAUGGAGAGGAGCUUCCAAAUGCUAACCACCAAUGCAGGUCAAGUAGUCCAUUGGGAGAUAGAGCAAAGGCCAAAUUUUCAGGAGAUCGUAAGAAAAACAACCAAAAAUCUGCGAAAGCCUCCACCAAAGAUCAGUUGGGUGAUGAUAUACCAGGUUCUGUGAAAUUGGCGUCUAUGUCAAGUAAUUCAAGAGAUGCUGUAGGAAAUGAAACUGCAUCCGAUGCUACUGAGUUAAGAGGAGAUGAUGGGGUGCCACUUGAGAGCAAUCCCAGUUCAAUUAAUUUUAGUACAGGUCACACACAGCAUGGUUUGGCUGAUGAAGAUGUUAUGGAUGGAUCAGGUUCCUCAGGUGCAGUAGCUGGUAUGAAUUUAAAAGCUUCAGCCUUAUCCAUUUUGAAAACAGCUAGCAUAUGGCUUGAAAGGCAGAAGCCCCUUUUUGAUGCUUUGACAACCAUUUUGUCCAAUGCCUGUGAUUACGUCCGCCUUAAGACCGAGCAUGCAUAUCCUAUUAUCUGGAGGUGGCUAUCACAUUUUGGGAAGUUGGUGCUACUUCUAUCCAUGGUUUGGUUAGACUGUAGUCUUAGGGGACUGGACUCCUUGUUACGCCUAGGAACGACAUCCUUCUUCACAGUCAUUUGGUGCAGCAUUCUCUCAGUCAUUGCAAUGGUAGGAACUUCAAAAUUUCUUAUAAUGAUGGUAACGGCUGGUUUACUGGCGCUUUUUGUUGGUUUCACAAUUGCAAUUUUGGUAGCUGCCGUCUUUGCAACUGUAUUUUUGUGGCUGUAUGGAAGCUUUUGGACUACAGGUUUCGUCAUUUUUGCCGGAGGGAUAUCAUUUGCUUUGAGUCAUGAACGGCUUGCCCUCUUGAUCACAACCAUUUAUUCUCUACACAGUGCGAAAUGCUAUGUCGGAUGGCUCGGUGUGCUUUUGGGAAUCAAUUUAUCAUUCAUUUCAAGUGAUGUUCUGAUACAUUUUCUAAAAAAUAACAUUAGUGAGCAUAAUAGGUCCAAUAGUCGCCCGGAGCAAUCUACACGGUCAGGCUUUUUCCAUGGUGAACCUAUGCAUGCUUCGCAAUCAGAUGAUGCCACUCGGGCUACUUCUGGUAGAUCGGCAGAUCAUAACCCAGGAGUGCCUUCAACCAGUGGAGCCGAGGCAGAACUAACGUCUGAAGAUGAAGUUAUUCGGCUCUUAAACUGCAAUGAUCACUAUUCAGCAUUGGGUUUGUCCCGAUAUGAGAACAUAGAUGUUUCUUUACUCAAGAGGGAGUACAGAAAGAAGGCAAUGCUGGUCCAUCCCGAUAAAAAUAUGGGCAAUGAAAAAGCCGCAGAAGCCUUCAAGAAACUUCAAAAUGCUUAUGAGGUUCUGCUAGAUUCUUUGAAGCGAAAAGCAUAUGAUGAUGAAUUGAGAAGGGAGGAGCUUCUGAACUAUUUCCGCAAGUUUCAAAGUGCUUCCUCAAAGAAUGGAAGACAUGGUCCCUUCGCUUCUGGGUUCCCUCGUUCUGAAGCUGAUGAUGAAGAUCCUCAUGGAGAUUCGAGAAGAAUAGCCUGCAAAAAGUGCGGCAACUUUCACGUGUGGGCUCAUACAGAUAGAUCCAAAUCCCGAGCAAGAUGGUGCCAGGAAUGCAAGGAUUUUCAUCCAGCUAAAGAUGGAGAUGGUUGGGUUGAACAAUCUUUUCAGCCGUUUUUGUUUGGCUUGUUGCAGAAGGUGGAUGCACCUUGUGCAUAUGUUUGCGCGGAAAGCAGGAUCUAUGAUGCAACAGAGUGGUUUAUCUGUCAGGGAAUGAGAUGUCCAGCCAACACCCACAAGCCGAGCUUCCAUGUUAACACCAGCAUCACCUCCAAGCACAGCAACACAAAGGGAACUGGUUCAGCACACCGGAGUGGAGGGAUGCCGACGACCAACAUGGAUGAGAGCAUGACAGAGGAGGAAUUCUUCGAGUGGUUGCAGAAUGCAGUGCAGUCGGGCUUGUUUGAAACCAGCAGCCCAUCAACGGAGAACCCAUCCGCAAGAGCUGGCAGCAGCUCCAAGAGUGGCAGUGCCGGCAAGAAAAAGAAGAAGGGAAAGAAGCAAUGGUGAGCAUCCAUUUUGUGGAAGCUCAGGACGUUUGAGUUUUCAGGCAUGAGAGCUGUGAGCUAUUAAAAGAGGAAAGGAGUUUUUUUCCCGCAGGUACGAAAGCUGAUGCAAUGUAAUGUCACUACUUACCAUGGCUGCAAAACUCAUUUAUGGUCAAUAUCCAUAUAUGAAGUUCUGUAUAGAUCGGCUCUUUUUUACCCCUCAAAGCAUCCGGUGAUAUUUCUAUGCAAUGAUUUUAGAUAGACGGCCUGUAAAGUAACCAUCCAGAAUCAUUUGCCAGAAGUUCCUCCACAGUGCCAACAUGUUGCAUGUUGCAUGUUGCAAUUGCCUCAUCCGAAAUAUUUACGCCUUUUGCACA
This is a messenger RNA of Magnolia sinica, 2822 nucleotides long. RefSeq lists its product as uncharacterized. Lineage: Eukaryota; Viridiplantae; Streptophyta; Magnoliopsida; Magnoliales; Magnoliaceae. The record is from RefSeq and is a predicted model, not a curated record. Bases 254 to 2467 code for a protein of 737 amino acids. The transcript is spliced from 10 exons.